AUGCUUCUCCUAGUGCCGGCUAAUUUCCUGCCAUAUGGGUAUGGAGACAUAGUGAACACAAUUUCAGAUGAUGGAAGCUCUGAAGCCAUUUUCUUGCAGCAGCCUUUCAAAUACUUUGGACGCACGUACAAUCAGAUCUAUGUGAACAACAAUGGUCACCUGACUUUUACUCAACCACUGUCUGCCUACGUUCCUUAUCUGAACGCUGAAAUAGACAUCAUUGCUCCUCUGUGGACUGACCUUAACAAUCGCAACGGUGGAACUAUCUCCUACAGAGAGGAGAGAAGUAGUGCUGUACUGGCACAAGUCACUCAAGCUGUUAACCAAUAUUUCCCUCACAUUGGUUUUACCGCUACAUCAGCCUUUGUUGCUACCUGGGACAGUGUGCCAUACUUCUCUGGUGGAGGGGAGGUUACUUUCCAAGUGGUUUUAGUCUCCAAUGGUGACCGCUCUUUCAUCCUGAUCAACUAUGGUGACAUUGCACAAACAGGUCAAGUUUGGCUGGCUGGUUAUGACACGCUGGACUCUGUCAGUUCUUUCACAAUUCCAGCAGCCAGUGCCCCAGAACUCUCAUCCAGCAGUAAUAUCAAUGUGAAUGGUCGCUGGUCUUUCCAUGUUGAUGGUUCGCUAAACUGUAAGCCAGAGUUGCCUGUUUGUCGGCAACUGCCGGCUAAUUUCCUGCCAUAUGGGGAUGGAGACGUGGUAAAUCCCAUUUCAGAUGAUGGAAGUUCUGAUGUCAUUUACUUGCAGCAGCCUUUCAAAUAUUUUGGACGCACAUACAAUCAAAUCUAUGUGAAUAACAACGGUCACCUGACUUUUACUCAACCACUGUCUGCCUACGUUCCUUAUCUGAAUGCUGGAAUAGACAUCAUUGCUCCUCUGUGGACUGACCUUUACAAUGUCAACGGUGGAACUAUCUCCUACAGAGAGGAUACAAGUAGCGCUGUACUAGCACAAGUCACUCAAGCUGUUAACCAAUAUUUCCCUAACGUGCCUUUUACCGCUACAUCAGCCUUUGUGGCUACCUGGGACAGUGUGCCGUACAUCACUGGUGGAGGGGUGGUAACUUUCCAAGUGGUUUUAGUCUCCAAUGGUGACCGCUCUUUCAUCCUGAUCAACUAUGGUGAUAUUGCAGAAACAGCACAAUCUUGGCUGGUGAGUGGAGUGAAAAUUCAUACACAAUUUACGAUUAGCAGAAAUGAAUAA
Carassius gibelio (silver crucian carp) is the source of this 1206-nucleotide messenger RNA. Its product is annotated as sushi, nidogen and EGF-like domain-containing protein 1. Gene Ontology annotation, biological process: cell-matrix adhesion. Lineage: Eukaryota; Metazoa; Chordata; Actinopteri; Cypriniformes; Cyprinidae. Bases 1 to 1206 code for a protein of 401 amino acids. The transcript has 7 exons. The record is from RefSeq and is a predicted model, not a curated record.